Penicillium egyptiacum is the source of this 1092-nucleotide messenger RNA. The record is from the annotation of a GenBank genome assembly. Lineage: Eukaryota; Fungi; Ascomycota; Eurotiomycetes; Eurotiales; Aspergillaceae.
AUGGCGAAUAACAUUGUAGUUCUGGGAGCUGGUGUGUCUGGUUUGACCACCGCAUAUCUACUGUCGCAAGACCCCGCCAACAAGAUUACUGUGCUGGCAAAACAUAUGCCUGGGGACUAUGAUAUUGAAUAUGCGUCCCCAUGGGCCGGUGCCAACUAUAUGCCGGUUGGAAAAGAGGGAAGUGCUCACCAUAAAUGGGAGCGCGAUACCUGGCCUGCAUUGAAAGAAAUCACAGAGAAAUACCCUGAGGCCGGUAUCCACUUCCGAGGCACCUUGAUCUACAACCGAAAGAAGGAUCAAGAAACAGACACCGGAAAGUGGUUCUCGGAAUUGACCCAGCCAAACCCGUGGUAUAAAGACGUUGUGCCUGAUUUCAAAAACGUCCCCUCUGGUCAAUUAGCCCCCGGAGUAGACAACGCCCAGGAGUUCACAUCUGUCUGCAUAAACACCGCCGUCUACCUACCGUGGUUGGUCGGUCAGUGCGUCAAGAACGGCGCCGUCUUCAAGCGAGCUGUGUUUAAGCAUAUCGCCGACGCGGCUAAUGCCCACCACGGCGGACAGAAAGCUGAUGUGGUGAUCAACUGCACCGGCCUAUCCUCCAAGACCUUAGGCGGUGUUCUCGACGACAAAAUGUAUCCCGCCCGCGGCCAGAUCGUCGUGGUCCGGAACGACCCCGGUCCCAUGAUGUCGACGUCCGGGACCGACGACGGAGAAGAUGAGGCGUUGUACAUUAUGACUCGUGCUGCAGGUGGUGGCACGAUCCUUGGUGGCUCUUAUCAAAAGCACAACUGGAAUGGAAUCCCGGAUAUGAACCUUGCCAAUCGCAUCAUGAAGCGUUGCAUCGAUGUCUGCCCCAGUCUCGUUAAAAAGGGACAGGGAAUUGAGGGGCUGGAUAUCAUUCGCCAUGGCGUUGGCCUCCGACCCCUGAGAGAGGGUGGCACCCGUAUUGAGAAAGACAAGGUUAACGGCGUGGCAAUCGUUCACAACUACGGCCAUGGAGGAUUUGGCUAUCAGGCCUCCUUCGGCUGUGCAUAUGCCGCUGUCUCUUUGGUCAAGGAGGUCCUGCAGAACAAAUCCCGCGCUAAGCUGUGA